CCGAUUUUAUAGGGACAGUCCCGAUAUUUGGGGCGUUGUCUUAUAUAGGUGCCUAUUACCCUCCACCCCAUGUCCCGAUUUUUCACAGUUGCUGUCUGGUCACCCUAGUGGGGGCAGGCACAAAGUUUGUCCACGUUUCUUGCACUUCAUCCCAUAGUGCUGUUGGCAGAUGACUUUGGCUGUUGUAUCCAAUGCUUCCAGACCGGGCGCCUGUGAAACUUGGGGCUUCAAUGCUUAAAGUUAUUGCCAUUGAUGAGCAGCUGAGAGUCAUCUAUGAGGAUAACAUUCAUUUCGACAAAGACCUUCCGGAAUUUGGGACUCAUUGCGGUGUCCACGUCCACAGUGAUAAGCUGACAGUGACUUCUCCUGUGUUAAUGUGGGUCAAGGCUCUGGAUAUGAUCUUGGAAAAGAUGAAGUCUUCUGGUUUUAAGUUCUCUCAUGUGAGAGCUUUUUCUGGGGCUGGACAGCAACAUGGGAGCGUGUAUUGGAAAGAAGGAGCCAGCCAAAUUUUAAAGAAUUUAUCACCUGAUCUUCCUUUACAUCAGCUACUAAAGGCUUGUUUUUCUGUCAGUGACAGCCCUGUUUGGAUGGAUUCCAGUACUACUACCCAGUGCUUAUCGCUUGAGAAAGCUGUUGGAGGGGCACAAAACCUAGCUAAUAUAACUGGUUCACGAGCAUGCGAGCGUUUUACAGGAAACCAGAUCGCAAAGAUUUACAGCCAGAAUCCUGAGGUCUACGUACAAACUGAGAGAAUCUCUCUGGUUAGUAGCUUUGCAGCAUCUCUUUUUCUAAGUGCUUAUGCACCCAUCGAUUACUGUGAUGAUCUACAUUUUGUGUUUGAAUACUGUUGUCUCAUAGGUUCUGGAAUGAAUUUACUGCAGAUUCAUGAUAAAAUAUGGUCCACCGCCUGCAUCAAUGCUUGUGCGCCUGGAUUAGAAGAAAAGCUGGGACCUGUUGUGCCAUCCAGCUCAGUAUUGGGCUCUGUUUCUCCAUAUUAUAUUCAGCGCUAUGGGUUUAGUCCAGACUGUAAAGUAGUGACAUUUACCGGGGACAAUCCAGCUUCACUUGCAGGAAUGAAACUUGAAGAAGGGGACAUUGCGAUUAGCCUUGGCACAAGCGACACAUUGUUUCUUUGGAUUAAAGAACCAGCGCCUGCAUUAGAAGGUCAUAUUUUCUGCAAUCCUGUUGACUCUCGAGCCUAUAUGGCACUUUUAUGUUUUAAGAAUGGCUCUCUAAUAAGAGAGAGGAUCAGAGAUGACUGUGCUUCAGGCUCCUGGGACGAAUUCUCCAAAGCCCUAAAAUGUACUGUUGUUGGAAACAAUGGAAACCUAGGUUUCUAUUUUGAUGUGAUAGAGAUUACUCCUGAAGCUGUUGGGAUUCACAGAUUCAACGGAGACAACAACAAGGUUCCAGACUUUCCAAAGGAGGUGGAGAUACGAGCACUGAUCGAAGGACAGUUCAUGGCCAAGAGGAUUCAUGCUGAAAAGCUGGGAUAUAAAAUCAUGCCAAGAACAAGGAUUUUGGCCACUGGUGGAGCAUCAUAUAAUAAAGAGAUCUUACAGGUCCUGUCUGAUGUGUUUAGCGCACCAGUGUAUACUAUUGACACCGCCAACUCUGCUUGUUUAGGAUGUGCUUACAGAGCAAUUCAUGGGCUUGUGGCAGAAACAAGUGUGUCCUUGGUAGAUGUAGUGAAAUUAGCACCAGAACCUAGAUUAGUUGUUACACCAACCACUGGGGCAGACCAGAUGUAUGAACGGACAAGCAGUCUGUUCCCUGGGUGGAUAACAUCUUGUAUCAAGACUACAUAUGAAAGAGCUUCAACCAUGCCUCCUCAGUGGGUGCAAACUCAUUCUACAAGAGUGCAAGCUAUGUCAGUAGGGUUCCUCAGUGUCAUCUCAAUAUUGGACAUUUGCAGGCCUGCCACCUGGUUGUUGAUACAUAUGUUUACGAACCAUGAUGCCAUUACUGCAUUUUCCAGAGCGGAUGCAAAUCUCUACCAGCCCCUUCUGAAAAGAUAUGCAGAGCUUGAACAAAAGAUUCUCUACAGUCCAGUCUCCUCUCAUCUGGCUAAAUAGCAAGAAAAAGAAAAAUCUAACACUAGCCCAAGGAAUUGACUGCCAGGGUGAAGAUCAGAAGAAAGUUGACAGAAUUUACUGCAGUUGUUUAAGGCAUUCUUCGUAUUUUGUGCCCAAAACAAGGUCUAAUACAUAUUAAAAUGUUUUUUUAAAAAGGUGUUUCUGGAAAAGUUGCUGAAAGAUUGAAAUCUUACUUAAACCACUCAAGUGUUUUUUUGUGUCCACAGCAUCAUUUUUUUUCUCAGAUCCUUUUCAGCAUUGUAAUUGGUAUUUUGUAAUAGCUGGGUAACAAUAGUCAGGUUAAUUCUAUCUAUCCAUUUACCCAUGUCUUUCUCUGUCUACAUGUCUGUCUCUAUCUGUAUGUCUACCAUGUCUGUCUGUCUGUAUCGUAUCUAUUUUAUCUGUCUGUUAUAUCCAUUUAUCUGUCAUAACUAUCUUUCUAUAAGUCUCUAAUCUGUCUGUUUUUUAUACCAUGUUAUACCAUGUUUAUUAUGGUGCUGCCUUACAGAAAUUACGUAAAGUCCACAAAAAUCUAAGCACCAUUGAUUUUGGACUCUCUUUCCUUAACAUAUAGGUAUUUUAUGAAGCUGCUAGAUUAUUCUAAAACAGAAGGUGGUGUAUGAAUAUCCAGGGAAUUAUGUUCCUCUGAAAGCAGUUAUUAAUAUUAAAGAGAGUACUUCUUAAUUUUCCCUUCUUCAGUCCCAGUGAUGUUCUGUUUCCAUUUGUGGAAAUGCCUUAGUGAGUAUUAUCUGCUAUUACAAAGUACUGUGUUGGCUGCAUUGGAUCAAAUCCCACCAUAACUUAUGCCUGUGCAAGCACACUGAAGGGUUGCCUGGGUAUGACUAAGAGGGCAGUUUGGCCCAGUGUCUGAAAUGUGAACUCAGUGCUUUUGCCGUUUAUCUGUAAUUAAUGGCUGUGGCCUCUGGCUAAAUGUGCUACAGACAAUAAAGAGUGUUAAAACAAGUAAAGGAUCUGUUGGAAA
Messenger RNA from Caretta caretta (loggerhead turtle), 3057 nucleotides. The record is from RefSeq and is a predicted model, not a curated record. Lineage: Eukaryota; Metazoa; Chordata; Testudines; Cheloniidae.